GGCUUCCGGCACACGUCGUACGCGGGUGUGCGUGUAGCAGGGCUUCGAUGACUGACUAGAGUGAAUUUCCCCGAGGUCUGCUUCACCUGCGCGUCUCUGCCCUGAUCAGGAGCCUUUGUCCCCCAGCGAGAGAAGAGCGAUGGGCUUCAGAAAGAAGAACAAGAGUCCGCCCGUGCUGAGCCACGAGUUUGUGAUCCAGAAUCACGCGGAUAUGGUGUCGUGUGUGGCCAUGGUCAUUCUGCUGGGGCUCAUGUUUGAGGUUACAGCAAAAUUUGCGAUUAUGUUCAUUACAGUCCAGUACAAUGUCACGCAAAGCCUGGACACAGACGCAGAAGAGAAGCCUGAGCCUGUCAACUACUACAAAUACGGGCCCAAGGACAUCGCCACUGUCUUCUUUUACCUUCUCAUUGCCAUAAUUCUUCAUGCCCUGAUUCAAGAGUACAUACUCGACAAAAUCAAUCGUCGGCUGCACUUGUCCAAAACAAAACACAGCAAGUUCAACGAGUCGGGGCAGCUGGCCACCUUCUACCUGUCCUCCUUCGUCUGGGGCUGCAGCAUCCUCACCAAUGAGGAGUUUGUGACGAAUCCAACCUUUCUUUGGGAAGGUUAUCCUCACAUCCACAUGGCUUUCCAGGUGAAGUUUUUCUUCAUCUGUCAGAUUGCCUACUGGUUCCAUGCUCUUCCUGAGCUGUAUUUCCAGAAAGUACGAAAGGAGGACAUUCCACGUCAACUUUACUACAUUUGCCUUUAUAUCUUUCACAUCACUGGUGCCUACGUCCUUAAUCUUCACCGCCUGGGUCUGGUUCUUCUGGUGCCACAUUAUCUGGUGGAGCUGCUCUUCCACGCUUCGCGACUCUUCUACUUCAGUGACGAGAACAAGCAGAAGGGGUUCACUCUGUGGGCUCUGCUGUUUGUCAUCACUCGCCUCCUGACGCUCACCGUCUCCGUCCUGACGUUUGGCUUCGGCCUGUCCCGCACAGAUAAUCAGGGAUUCUCUUUAGCAGAGGGAAACUUUAAUGUUCUGACUGUCAGGAUGACAUGCCUGUCUGCCAUCUGCCUGACCCAGGCCUGGAUGAUGUGGAAGUUCAUCAAUUUCCAACUGAAGAAGUGGAGAGAGCAAUCUCAAAUCCAGGCCAGCAAGAAGAAAGCUGUCAGCCCGAAAAGCAGACCCAGCAAGAAGGACUCUCGGGGUGGUUCAGUCAAUGGAGUCAUGAAACCAGAUGACAAGACAUCGCCAAGAGCAAGAAAAUCUAAAGCCUCGUAAGAGUGCCCAAAAUGUGAUGCUCUGUUUGAACUUUAGAAAAGAAACAGAUUUGAUAACUGCGAAAAGAACCACAGGAACAAACUAAGGAACUUAGUUGUACGGCAUGGUUCACGUUUUAUUUGUUUCCUGUUUUUUUCCUGUCUGCAUCUUUUAAAAUGAAUUAUAGAUUUCUAAUCGGUCGUUACAUCCAUAUGCUAGACUUUCAGCAAGACUGAGAGGUUUUUCUGAAGGUUUUGUGAUUGGCUCGAAGGGUUAAAGAUGAGUUGUGCGGUUUAAGUCCAAGGUCUGCACGACAGAAAUGUUUUUCCAAGUCGGUCUUGCUCAGAAGAUGAAGCAUUUAUCCUGAAAACAAUUAAACCCCAUUCAAUAUUAUUUCUGCGCUUCUUAUGAAGCACAAUGUGUGGACCGAAGCGUUUGAGAAGUGUCCUUUUGUUAACCUUCAGCCCCUCGGUCCCAUCCGCUACUAUGAAGCUCAGUGAGAAACCCCAAUAUGAAGAGGCUGAGGUGGCCAAGGACUGCUACACGACUUGUUUUACAGAGCUUCUAAUGACCUGAGCUGUGUGAUUUUUACACUUCGAUACUCAGAACGACUGAUUUUAGCGUCCCGUUUGCGUCUGAAUGUUGUUGUUUGAGGAGAAUCAUUUUAGAAUAGUUUUUUGGCGACUGCGUUCGAGGUGGAGACGUUUGUGAGAGCGCUUGGAUUUAGUUUUUAAUGAACUGUGGACGAGGUGAUUCGAUGAUGGCUCCUCCUGCUGGUUUGGGUGAUCUAUUUCCAAGGAUUCAUAUGCCUUUUUUCAGAAGGGUUCAUAUGCUAACACAGGACUAUUAAAGAGUCUAACUGGCGAGGUUUGGGGCCUUGGUGCUUAUCAUGGAUACCUUACAGUUAUCAAUAUAAUUCAUAACACACGGGUCAAUGGUGAUAUCGCUUUUAGUUUCAGUUGCAAAAGCCUUUUUUACUAGGACGUUGUGUAACGCAAUGAAAGCUAGCCUUUUGUUUAAAAUUCUCCAAAAAUCUGAAGAGGGUUUUGAGCGCAGGAGAAAGAUUGCCGGUGAACUUCCUCCUAAAUGAGUUUUACAGACAUUUAUUAAGCCCUGAAGCUCUGUUUUUAUGUGAGAAGUGCUGGAAUAUCACUCUUUCAACACUUUGUGGCCUUUCUCCUUGCGUUUGAGUGAACCGCUCUCCGUUAUCUAUCAGACCGCGUCUGCCGGCAUGUAGUUUAUAUGAAACCAUAUGAUUCUUUAAGUGUCCUUAAGCUGACAACAGUAGAAGUUGUUGUUUUUUUCUCGGUUUGAGCACCGUUACGCGUUCUCUGUUUAUUAGUGCGAUGAGAGAGUUCGAUUAUUAAGUUGUGCAUGUCGCGAUCCGUGAAAGAAUUGCCUCACUGAAGCAUUUAACGCCUAAGAGCAUAAAUAAAACCGUAGGCAUGCAAUCAAAAGUGGCUGUCUGUUUUUUUUUUUUUUUUUUUUACUUUUUGUAUAAUGAAGUGUAAAAGCAAGACACAAACUGCCGGUUUAUUUUGUGAACCCUGUCUUAACACGCACGCCGUCGGAUCAUACAGGCUCAUAUGCACACGCUGCGCUGCGUACUAGUUGCCAAAUUACAUGAAAGGGACUUGCUGCGUAAAAGUUCGAAGUUCACGGUUCAGUUUGUAGGUCAAGUGCCUAAAUCUGGCUGCAGAACAGUGGUUUGCUUUAGUUUGGUGUAUUAGAGUCCGAGAUUUCAUAGGACCUUUCACCGUGAUAUUCGUAACGCGCAGAGAGAGAGGAUCUGUACCUGCUGUACGUGAUGGCUAAUGCUGUGGUGAAAUAACGCCUGUACGGAUCCGCCUCACGCAUACUUAAAAUGUAAAGCUUUGUUAGCAGCGCAAAGCUAAUUCUUGAAAUUUCUAGUCGGUGCUGGUUCUUAUCUAACAUGUAUGUGGAGUGAAGCAGAUUUGAUAAAUACUAAAAUCUCCCACGUUUACACACAGAUGGUUUUAUGUCCCAAAUCCCUGAUUAACCUCCAUUUCAUUUAAUUUUUUCCUCAUGUCUUUGAGGAAACUGAUUUUUGUUUCGUUUUUUUGUUCUGUUAGCUGACUAAACAUGAAAGGAAAAUCAUUACCAUCGAGUAAUUCACUACUGAAUAAUUGUCAGAUUUUUAAACUAUUUUUCUAGCGUUGAACUGUUGAGAGAUGAACAUUAUUUAGAGCAUAUAAAUAUUUUACUGCUUAUGGGUUUAUUAUUUUUAUACUGUGUGGGAGAAGCUUUCUACCAUUUCAGUGGGACUGCAAAAGAUAAAUACUUUUGGUGACUAUAAAUAGUGUGAAACAAAUUUAAACGUUACUGCCGCUUUCCCUGAUUUUUUUGUAUUUUUUUUUGUUUUCUCAGUGUUGUUUUGUUUUUGAGAUUUUGAUUUGGGGUACAAACAAGUCUGUAAACUGUGCAAGUCUUCAUUGUGUUUCUUUUUGAGUGGAUAAAAACAGCGACAAUGAGAAUAAUCUUCACUCACUCCCAUUGUUCUGUCACGUGAGAAACUGUGCUGUUUUGAUGUGGCUUAAUUGUUUUGAUUUUUGUGUAUAUAAAUGUAAAUGGGGAGGGGGGGGCGGUCAAAAAUACAUUGAUUUACAAUAUUGUUUGCAGUGAUCAGCCGUCGUCAUAGUUCUUAUAAUAUGUCAAAUUAAAAGAUGCACCAAAGCCUUCUGGAAUAUGAGAUACACAGAACCUAAAUUAUUUUUCACCAUGCUUUAUGUAGUACAAGCACUGUUACUUUUCUAAUGCUUGCCUGUAUGUUGAGAUAUAUUGGUUUUUAUAUAAAAUGUUGUUAAUAUAUGUAUUUAUGCAAGUCUGUGUGAUGCUUUUUGUAUGUUUGUCUUUUGAUUAAAUCUUUUGCUUAA
Puntigrus tetrazona (Sumatra barb) is the source of this 4137-nucleotide messenger RNA. RefSeq names its product Translocating chain-associated membrane protein 1-like 1-like. The transcript is spliced from 11 exons. Gene Ontology annotation, molecular function: sphingosine N-acyltransferase activity. Gene Ontology annotation, cellular component: endoplasmic reticulum membrane. Bases 140 to 1264 code for a protein of 374 amino acids. Gene Ontology annotation, biological process: ceramide biosynthetic process; SRP-dependent cotranslational protein targeting to membrane, translocation; protein insertion into ER membrane. The record is from RefSeq and is a predicted model, not a curated record. NCBI's taxonomy places the organism in Eukaryota, Metazoa, Chordata, Actinopteri, Cypriniformes, Cyprinidae.